Exophiala dermatitidis NIH/UT8656 is the source of this 1707-nucleotide messenger RNA. RefSeq names its product triacylglycerol lipase. Lineage: Eukaryota; Fungi; Ascomycota; Eurotiomycetes; Chaetothyriales; Herpotrichiellaceae. The record is from RefSeq and is a predicted model, not a curated record. The transcript has 2 exons. Gene Ontology annotation, molecular function: carboxylic ester hydrolase activity. Bases 1 to 1707 code for a protein of 568 amino acids.
AUGCUCAACAUGUUGUAUCUUCUCAUACUCACCCUUUCGUUUCUCUGCGGAUCGGCUCAUGGAGCCUUUGUCACCCGCCAAACCAACGCCCCACUGGUUGCCAUCAAAAAUGGCAGCUAUACUGGCUUGUACAAUACGAUGUACAAUCAAGAUUUCUUCCUCGGAAUACCGUUUGCCCAACCCCCAGUGGGUAACCUCCGCUUCCGUAACCCAGUGUCGCUCAACACGACAUGGCAAGGGGUUCGAAAUGCAACAGAGUACUCGGCCGAGUGCUACGGCUACGGCAGUGAUGACUGGGUUCUAGGGAACCCAGUGUCUGAGGACUGUCUCACUCUGAACAUCAUCCGACCAGCGGGCAUCUCUGAGGACGCUCAAUUGCCUGUGGGGGUGUGGAUAUAUGGCGGCGGCUUCUUCAACGGCGGGAGCCUCGAUCCCAGAUAUAACAUGAGCUUCAUUGUCGAGCAAUCCGUGGCUAUGGGAAAGCCCUUCAUAGGUGUGAGCCUGAACUACCGCCUGCACGCUUUUGGAUUUCUCUUCGGCACCGAAAUCCUCAAAGCUGGUGUCACAAACCUUGGCUUCCGCGAUCAGCGCCUGGCGUUACAUUGGAUCCAAGAGAACAUUGCUGCAUUCGGCGGCGAUCCUUCUAAGGUCACGAUUUGGGGCGAGAGUGCCGGCGGUGCCAGUGUCGGUUUGCAGACUUUGGCAUAUGGAGGGCGAGAUGAUGGACUUUUCCGCGGUGCCAUUGAAGAGAGCGGCGGUCCAGUCACAUUCGCGCGAUAUGUCAACGCCUCGAGUUUUGACCAAUAUUACAAUAACAUUACACGUGCCACAAACUGCAGCUCUGCAUCGGAUACGCUGGCCUGCUUACGUCAAGUCCCCAUCGAGGCUCUCAGUGCCGUUUUCAAUAGCAGCGUCACGGCUCAAGUUCCUUCAUGGGGCCCUCAGAUCGACAAUGACAUAAUAAUUGAGUCCGGUACGAAGCAGCUACAGGAAGGAAAAUUUGUCAAAGUUCCCCUCUUGCAUGGGACGAACUUUGACGAAGGUACCGCGUUUGCCACGCCUGGUGUCAACACAACUGAGCAGUUCAUUGCCGCCGUCAUGCAAGAUGGGCCUGACAAUGCUACGGCUCAGACUGUUGCCGCCCUAUACCCAGAUAUUCCCGCCAUUGGCAUACCAGCAACCCUGUCCGGUCGCCCACCACCAUCGCAAGCGUCACUGGGUGCUCAGUGGAAGCGGGAGUGUGCAUACCAAGGGGACCUAGUUGAACAGGCACCACGACGGCUGACCUCACAAAGCUGGGCAUCGCAGAACGUCAGCAGUUGGAGCUAUCAUUUCAAUGUGGUGGUGAAUGGAGUUCCUCCGACUAUCGGGGCUACACACUUCCAGGAAGUUGCUUUCGUCUUUCACAAUCUACAAGGCUUGGGCUACAAUACGACAGUGGCUGUGGAUCCUUUUGCGAAUGAGCCUGCAAGCUUCGACAGCUUGGCCAUGAUCAUGAGCCGGGUGUGGGUAAGUUUCAUUGUCGAGGGCACUCCGAAUGGGAACAAUGCAACGAGCGUUCAAUGGCCCAUAUAUACGCUUGAGGCGCCACAGAAUAUCGUGUUCGAUGUCAACUCGACGAAUUUGCUCUACGCAGAGCCGGACUACUAUCGAGCGGAGGGGAUUCAGUACAUCCAGGACCGACUUGCCUCCGUUUAUGGGCGCUGA